GAAGUUGCCUGGCAACAAUUUGACCUUUUCCUGACCCCGGAGUUUGCAACCGCAAAAAGAAAGUCGAAGUGUCUUGAAUCAGUGUCAACGUCAAGAGCAAGAACUAAGUAAAAAAUGAGUGUACCUGAAGGAGACGCUGCCAAGGGAGCGAAAAUCUUCAAGCAAAGAUGUGCUCAAUGCCACACAACAGAAAAGGGUGGCAAGCACAAGACUGGGCCCAACCUGAAUGGACUUAUUGGCCGUAAGACAGGACAGGCUGUCGGUUUCUCCUACACACAAGCUAACCAGAAUAAGGGCAUCACUUGGGGACCAGACACACUGUUUGAGUACCUAGCGGCUCCUAAGAAAUAUAUCCCUGGCACGAAAAUGGUUUUUGCUGGACUUAAGAAAGCCACUGAGAGAGCUGAUUUGAUUGCCCAUCUGAAAGAGGCAACCAAGCCCUGAGAGCAAAAACGGAACUUCAUCUAGGCGUUUGUAUAUCUUGUGUAGGAUAAUGUAUUUAUUUCAUAAAAUUAUUUAUAGAGAAAACAAUGCAUACAUGUUUGUUUUGUUUCAGUUACUGUCAGUGUUUGCUGUUGACAGUAUCAUCAUUGUUGCCAUAAUUAUAUUUUUUAUUGUGGCAAAAUGA
This is a messenger RNA of Halichondria panicea, 628 nucleotides long. RefSeq names its product cytochrome c-like. The coding region runs from base 115 to 444 and encodes 109 amino acids. Lineage: Eukaryota; Metazoa; Porifera; Demospongiae; Suberitida; Halichondriidae. The record is from RefSeq and is a predicted model, not a curated record. Gene Ontology annotation, biological process: mitochondrial electron transport, ubiquinol to cytochrome c; mitochondrial electron transport, cytochrome c to oxygen. The transcript has 4 exons. Gene Ontology annotation, cellular component: mitochondrial intermembrane space. Gene Ontology annotation, molecular function: electron transfer activity; heme binding.